Molecule: messenger RNA, 1575 nt
Organism: [Torrubiella] hemipterigena
Lineage: Eukaryota; Fungi; Ascomycota; Sordariomycetes; Hypocreales; Clavicipitaceae
Source: the annotation of a GenBank genome assembly
CCAACACUGGCUCCCAGUUCCCCAUCAUCUCGGACAUUAAAUCAAGAUGGGUGCAGGCGAUCUUAACUUAAAAAAGUCUUUCCACCCUGCGCUGAGGCGCAACCAGGCAGCCGUCUACGAUGAGGAACAGAAAGCGCUGUCGGAGCGAAAGCGAACACAACAACGCAUCGAUGAAAUCAAGGAAGAACGAGCCAAGGAGGAGCUCCAGAGACAACUAGAAGCAGCUGGUGGCAAAAAGAGGGUCGACAGAGUCGACUGGAUGUAUCAAGGCCCGACCGAUGGACAAACUGGCACGAGCGAAGAAACAGAGGCCUACUUGCUGGGCAAAAGACGAAUCGACAAUCUGAUCAAAGGAAAUGAACAUAAGAAGUUGGAAAAGAGCGCGGGUGCGGAAAGCUUCAUGGCGCUGCAGAAUGCCAACUCGGCGCGAGACACCGCAGCUAAGAUUCGCGACGACCCUUUGCUAGCCAUCAAGCGUCAAGAACAAGCCGCGUACGAAGCUAUGAUGAAUGAUCCAGUUAGGCGUCGCCAACUUCUUGCAGCCAUGGGGAACGACAGCUCAAAAGAGAAAUCUCAUGACAGACAUCAUAAACGUCGUCACCGACACCGCAGCCACAGCCGAGAGCGAGAUAGCGACAGACGGCACCGUCGGCGAAGAUCCCGGUCAAGAAGCCCCCGCCGCCGCCGUAGCUCAGACGAUGAUCGCGAGGGCAGCAGACAUAAACACCGCGAUGAUUCUCGAGAUAGACAUUCAGGAAGAAAGAGAAGCGACUCUCGAGACAGACGUCGUGAAACAGACGACCACAAGAGUGACAGACAGUCUGCGGACAGCCCUCCACGAGAACGGGCGCGCCAAAGGAGCAUAUCGGAGGAGCGUCCAGACCAACGUCGAAGGGACUAUGAUCGUAAAGAUCGUUACAAUGAUGAUAGUCGAAGACCAGAGAGACGCCGAUACGACGACAGGCGAUCAAGAGACGGACCGCGACACAAUGGUCACGACAGAAAUAAUGGCUACAACUCUCGAGCGAAUGACUCCAAUCAGGAAGAGGAGCGUGCCAAGAAGCUCGCCGCAAUGCAAUCAGCGGCUUCCGAACUUGACGACGACCGUGGAAAACGACUGGCGGCGAUUGAAGAGCAAGAGAGAACAGCCCGAGAAGCCGACAACCGGGCCAGAGAAAGAGACGGAGAGCGCGGAUUUAUUAAUGGACUGCAUCGUCAAACAGAAAAGCUGGAUCUCGGAGCGCGCAUGGGCAGAAACAAGCAGGCAUAUCAACGGGAUGACGACUAACAUAGCUUAUUGUACAAUAGAACUUAUUUUCCAGUGUAUGAGAACUCUAAGUGCGCGGAUAUUAUUUUCUCCGACUUUCUGUAUGAUAAAAAUAGGCGUAAGCAAGAGCCAAAAAAACACAAAGCAAGACAUUUAUGCGCCUAUGCUGCAUACUGACAAGUGAGGCAAUGCGAUGACACCACCACUUGGGUGCUGUUUGGUUUCAGACAGGCAAACCAGCCUCCGCCGUGUAUGCGGGACGCACAGUCCGAGUCAGGAUGGGACCGACGAUACAAGGGCUUUUGCAA